AUGGCUACCCGCGUCUUUGCUCUGCUUCUCUUAGCCAUCCCGAUUCAGGCGCAAUCUCCAGUCUGGGGACAAUGUGGUGGAAUUGGUUGGUCUGGCCCAACAACUUGUGUCGGAGGCACGACCUGUGUAUCAUAUAGUCCAUAUUACUCGCAAUGUAUCCCCAGUACACAGGCUUCAUCGACAAUUGCAUCUACGACGCUGGUCACAUCCUUUACGAGCACAUCUGCUACGAGGACUUCGGCAUCAACACCCCCAGCCAGUAGUACGGGCGCAGGCGGCGCGACAUGCUCUGCGCUACCGGGCUCCAUUACCUUGAGAGCCAACGCAAAGCUCAACGACCUGUUUACAAUGUUCAAUGGAGACAAGGUUACUACCAAGGACAAGUUCUCGUGCCGCCAGGCAGAAAUGUCAGAGCUGAUCCAGCGAUAUGAGCUCGGCACUCUGCCAGGUCGGCCCAGCACCGUCACCGCAUCAUUCUCUGGAAAUACAUUGACCAUCAACUGUGGAGAGGCUGGAAAGUCAAUAUCAUUCACUGUCACUAUCACAUACCCAUCUUCCGGAACGCCACCAUAUCCUGCGAUUAUUGCUUAUGGGGGCGGCAGUCUUCCAGCUCCAGCGGGGGUUGCCAUGAUCAAUUUCAACAACGACAACAUAGCAGCCCAAGUCAACACUGGCAGCCGCGGACAGGGCAAGUUCUACGAUCUUUAUGGGAGCACGCACUCUGCGGGCGCCAUGACCGCGUGGGCUUGGGGAGUAAGUCGAGUCAUCGACGCUCUUGAGCUGGCGCCAGGAGCAAGAGUUGACACCACCAGGAUUGGCGUGACGGGGUGUUCACGAAAUGGAAAAGGCGCAAUGGUCGCAGGUGCCUUCGAGAAACGAAUCGUUUUGACGCUUCCCCAGGAGUCGGGCGCUGGUGGCUCUGCGUGCUGGAGAAUCUCGGACUAUUUGAAGUCCCAAGGAGCUAAUAUUCAGACUGCAUCUGAGAUCAUUGGCGAAGACCCUUGGUUCUCAACUACGUUCAACAGCUACGUCAACCAAGUGCCGGUAUUGCCGUUUGACCACCAUUCGCUUGCUGCCUUGAUUGCGCCGAGAGGCUUGUUUGUUAUCGACAACAAUAUCGAUUGGCUGGGUCCACAGAGCUGCUUUGGCUGUAUGACAGCUGCUCAUAUGGCAUGGCAGGCUUUAGGUGUCUCGGACAACAUGGGCUACUCGCAGAUUGGAGCCCACGGACACUGCGCGUUCCCGUCAAACCAGCAGUCACAACUCACUGCUUUUGUCCAGAAAUUCUUGCUCGGCCAAUCUACAAAUACCGCAAUCUUCCAAAGCGAUUUUUCGGCUAAUCAAAGCCAAUGGAUUGACUGGACAGUCCCCACGCUGACUUGAGUCUUC
Molecule: messenger RNA, 1389 nt
Organism: Trichoderma citrinoviride
Lineage: Eukaryota; Fungi; Ascomycota; Sordariomycetes; Hypocreales; Hypocreaceae
Product: carbohydrate esterase family 15 protein
Exons: 2
Coding region: 1-1383 (460 amino acids)
Biological process (GO): carbohydrate metabolic process
Cellular component (GO): extracellular region
Molecular function (GO): cellulose binding
Source: RefSeq, a predicted model, not a curated record